AUGGGUAGUAGGUUCACUAUACCACCUCCAAAGGAAGAUCACCUUCGCAAGCUACUGCUUCGAGUGAUUGACGAGCUGGCGGAUGGCAAUGGGCCAUGCACCCGCCGACAGUCCUCGGCACUCGAUCUACAAUGGAAAGUUGACCGGCAUCAAGGUCCUGUGGUACGCCUGAACCCAGAUGAGCUGCAUUUCAACGACCCGCAUUACUAUGACGAAAUCUUCAACAUCAAGAAUGGGAAGACUGAGAAGCCUUACAACGUGGCUAAUACAUUCGGACCAUAUGCAGCUGUAAUCGGAACAGUUGAUCAUGAUCUUCAUCGCAUAAGACGUGGCGCGUUGAACCCAUUCUUUGCCAAACGCUCCGUGAUUGAGAUACUACCUUUCGUGCAAGAUAUCAUCGAAAGACUGUCCGAUCGAUACGACGCCGCAAGCAAGACAGCAGAGCCCAUAAAUCUGAAAUAUAGCUAUGCUGCUCUCACACUGGACAUCAUGAACGAGUACUGCUUCUCUAAGGACACCCAAACCGUCAUGAAGUCUGACUACGGCCGGAAGUCCUUUGACGAUGUUGAUUCCUUUCUCGCAAUAAGUCUAGUGAACAUCCAGAUACCCUGGCUGGUGAAAGCAAUAUACUCUUUGCCAGACUGGUUUUCGAGGAUCAUCAAUCCAGCAAUGGGGGAUAUACUUGACGUGCGAGAGGGAUUGGCAAAGCUAGUGGAAGAUAUUCGACAUGGCAAUGACCUCUCAUACGAGAAAUCGGGUCAUCGCACCAUUUUCCAUGACCUUCUCGAGAGCAGAUUGCCAUCUUCAGAGUUAGAGAGAGUUCGUCUUCGCGAUGAGGCAUUCAGUCUGAUUACUGCGGGGUCAGCGACAACUGCCUACGUCCUGAAAGCCGUGUCAUACUUCAUAGCGGCGAAUCCUGCCGUGCGCCAGAAGCUAUUCCAGGAAUUGAAGACAGUGAUUCCUGGGCGUGGUGAUCGUCCUAGGCUUCAAGAUGUAGAAAAGCUACCGUACUUGACUGCAGUCAUCCAAGAAGCUCUCCGCAUCUCGCAACCCGUCACUCAUCGCAUGUGUCGAGCCUUUCCAGACAAAGCCCUGACAUACAAUGGCCUCACCAUCCCACCAGGCACAGCCAUACAUUCGACCACGCUGUUGCUUCAUGAGAAUGAAAAGCUUUUCCCAGACCCUCAAGCUUUCAAGCCCGAGAGGUGGCUGGGUGAAGAGGGCCAGGAAUUGCAGCGUUAUCUGGUCCCAUUUGCUCGAGGCACAAGGGCAUGUCUCGGCAUCAACCUAGCGUGGGCUGAGCUGUACCUCAUUGUCGCCACCGUCUUCAGACGCUUUGAUUUCGAUGUCAGCGGCGUCGUUCGACAACGAGACGUGGAUGUUGCGGCAGACAGGAUUCUGCCCGUCUCAGCACCCGACUCGCCAGGCAUGAUCGUCAAAGCCCUUGCGAUUGAGGAUUGA
Endocarpon pusillum Z07020 is the source of this 1461-nucleotide messenger RNA. RefSeq lists its product as uncharacterized. The record is from RefSeq and is a predicted model, not a curated record. The coding region runs from base 1 to 1461 and encodes 486 amino acids. The transcript is spliced from 7 exons. Lineage: Eukaryota; Fungi; Ascomycota; Eurotiomycetes; Verrucariales; Verrucariaceae. Gene Ontology annotation, molecular function: heme binding; monooxygenase activity; iron ion binding.